Molecule: messenger RNA, 825 nt
Organism: Aspergillus nomiae NRRL 13137
Lineage: Eukaryota; Fungi; Ascomycota; Eurotiomycetes; Eurotiales; Aspergillaceae
Exons: 1
Coding region: 1-825 (274 amino acids)
Source: RefSeq, a predicted model, not a curated record
AUGGAGCGGCUACAAGUGGAAGCCGAGGCAAUUCAAGAAAACCUGACCGCAAAUGAAGGGACCGGCAAUCAAUGGCUUGUUGUACUGGGCUUGACUAAGAAGGCCAUCGAAAAGCUGGCGAGUCACGAGAAUGGUUUACGGGGUAUCGCGUAUCGCUUCCAGUGGGAGGGCACCGUCGGCAUAAUCAAAAUUAUACCAGGAUACUCUCAUGAGUGCCCUACGCAAGAUUUUGCUAUGGCUAUUAACGAUCAACUGGCGGCUAUGGGUGUCAGAAGAAACGAUAGAACAUGGGGUGGGGGCACCACCUACAGCCCCACUUGUAAUACAGGCAAGGAAGCAAAUGAAAUCUUUACUCCGUUUAAUCGACGGCCGUUUCGUGGUAUCGUGGACUGGCCAACACUAGUUAUCGAGACGGGCGCACGUGAGUCAUAUAGAAAGCUCCAAGAGGACGUUCGUUGGUGGUUCGAGAACUCCAGCGGGAGAGUGCGCAUCGCGAUCGUUAUAAUCGUGCAUAAGGAUUUCAUGAGAUUUGAACAGUGGCAACUGGUGCCACAUACCUCUACUACUAAUGCGCCCACGCCCCUGACAAGGCGCUAUUCAAACCAAUCAUGUCCGCAGGUACCUAAUGUUUCCGGGGCAGCCCAACCAGUCCACACUCAACGUCCCUACUCCGCCCAGGAAGUGCUGAUUACUCCAGAUUCAGUGACUGGAGCACCUAUGAUUAUUCCGUUCGAGGCCCUGUAUGACCGAGGUCGUGGUCCUACAGAGACGGAUGUCAUCCUCACUGCGGAUGACUUCAGAGAUUUCGCCAGUACUAGCUUUUGA